Messenger RNA from Meloidogyne enterolobii, 547 nucleotides. NCBI's taxonomy places the organism in Eukaryota, Metazoa, Nematoda, Chromadorea, Rhabditida, Meloidogynidae. The record is from the annotation of a GenBank genome assembly.
UUUUUUUAUUAAUCAAAAUUUUCAAAAAAAUUUUUAAGCAAAUGCUACGACGUCAUAGAAGAGAACGUGAGAGGCGAGCAGGUAGAGGGACUCGUGGUGGAACUCGUGCAGCUGAAAGGGCUCAACUUAAUAUGAGGGAGAGAGCUCGAUAUGUAACUGUUAGAACCUUCGACAACGUUGAAGCAUUCGAUCGUUGGUGGGAUAACAGAAAGCAUAGAUGGAAGAUUAACAAAAGACAGAGGUCACCAGAUAAGGUUGAUGAAUAUUGGAGAUGUUCGUAUGCUGAAGAAGGCCGCUACUUUGUUUGCGGUUGUUGUAUUCGAAUCAGGAAGCCUACUGGUGCAGGGGGGCCCAUUGAAGCGGCAAGAAGCAUAAAUGUUCCACAUAGGCAUGCUGUAACUGGUGACAUGUUUCUUAGUAUGGAUCCAUUCCCUAUGGAAACUGCAAUAGUUGUUCGAAUAAAUAUAGAUGGAUGACAAUAACGACUUCUCUCUUGCCUGCUACUGCUGCUGCUCUUCUUGUAUUGAUGAGAAAAGAUUGAAGAUAA